Messenger RNA from Pseudoliparis swirei, 1748 nucleotides. RefSeq names its product neurexophilin-2. NCBI's taxonomy places the organism in Eukaryota, Metazoa, Chordata, Actinopteri, Perciformes, Liparidae. The transcript has 2 exons. Bases 305 to 1171 code for a protein of 288 amino acids. The record is from RefSeq and is a predicted model, not a curated record. Gene Ontology annotation, molecular function: signaling receptor binding.
UUCAAUGAAACCCCCUCUUUGUUUCCGCCCUCCAAACUGACUUCGUCUCCGCGUAAACUUCCAGCGAGCGGAGACCUACGCCAUGGAUGUGCCACAUGAGGCGGGCCAGACUGACUGAAGCCACCUUCUCAAAGUUUGCCCACAGAGACCACCGUGACACCGACUCAAAAAAACACACAACUUUUACGCGUGUUUUGUGCUUUCGUGACACUUUUUUGCUUGGAUUCCGCGGUGCUUCUUCUUUUCUAUGUUCCGCCGGGGAGUCGUGUAGUUGUUCGGGGUGUCCGCUAUCAGGAAAGGUGACAUGCAGGUUCUCGGUUGGACCAUCGUGCUCCUGUGCCAGUGGAUUCUACGGAAGGUCCAAGGAUUGGAGAAGCAGGUGGAAUUGUCAGAUAUGGGCCCAGUGGGGUCUGUGAUGAAGACUCUUCCGUAUGGCAUGGGUGGAGGCACAGUGGGAGGAACCACAGGUGGAGUGGUUAAGCCUCCGUACCAAACACGUAUCUUCUCCACUUCAAUUGACCAGACACCCAUGAAAUCCAAGCCACCAAACUACAGUUUCUUUAACCCAUACGACUCGGCCCGGAACCAGUCCCUGCUCCUGGACCAGACAGGAUACCGCUCUAAGCGCAAGCCUUCACUAAAGACAUUCCAGAAGACCAAGAGGAUCUUCGGCUGGGGAGACUUCUACUUCAACGUCAAGACCAUGAAGUUCAGCUUAUUGGUGACAGGGAAGAUUGUGGAUCACAUCAAUGGGACGUUCACUGUUUUCUUCCGCCACAACUCGUCUAGCCUGGGGAACGUGUCGGUCAGUAUCGUGCCACCCACCAAAGUGGUGGAGUUUGAAGUCCUCCAGCAUAUGCACCCCCACACUCAGCAGAACGUCCAGAUCCAUGAGAGCCGGCAGACCACCAUUCACCCAAAGGAGACAAAGACCUUUAACUGCCGGGUGGAGUAUGAGAAAACCAAUAGAUCCAAGAAGCCCAAACCCUGCCUGUACGAUCCUUCUCAGACCUGCUUCACGGAGCACACCCAGUCCCACGCUGCCUGGCUCUGUGCCAAACCCUUCAAGGUGAUCUGCAUCUUCAUCUCUUUCUUCAGCAUCGAUUAUAAGCUGGUUCAAAAAGUGUGUCCGGACUACAACUUCCAAAGUGAAUACCCUUACUUGGGAUAAGUAAGUGAGACUGAACUGCAAAGAGAGAAAAAAGGGACAAUGUUAAUGACGAUGAUGAUUAUAAUGAUAAUGAUGGAAAUCAUAGUCAUAUUGAUUACGAUGAAGAAGCAGGGGACAGUUUUUUGCCUCUAAACUGCAGUGAAUUGUGGAUUUAAAUCAAGUAUAAUCGUUAUGGAUGGUUAGGAUAAGGCUGAUUUCUCUGACUUUAUUCCCAAUUUGUAUUGGUUAACUUCUGUUUUCGUCUGCUUUUUUCUGUAAAUAAUGUACUCAACCUCAGCACACUUAUUGUUUUUAGAUAUUUGUUUCUCAGUGUUAUUACUUUUUGCAGUUGGAGAAUUCCGUUGAAAACCGCUGGAAUCAGUAUUAUGCCCUCCGAGUACAGAGGGAGCCUCUGAGGCAGUUGUGCUGCACCAUUACUGUAUGGCAGACAUAAUGUUAUGGUAGACUGACUGUUAAUCAUACUCUCAGCUCUACGUUUCCCUGGAUUAUAAGAGAGUUAUAUGUAUGAGAAAUGCUAUGCUGGAUAUGCAUACCAAUAUACUGUAUGAAAAAGCACAUUAAAAUCUCUUAAACUGUC